UCAUAUAGUUCAGAAUAUCUUAAAAAAGCAUAAUCAAUCCAAAUUAUUUAUGAUGGCCACGUAAAUUUAUUUAAUGAAUCUGGCUCUCGGAAGUGACGGAGAUAACGGACGGAGACCGAAGUCACGUUCUACAUACACCCAACAUGCUAUCUCCAGGAGCUUUGGUUCCCAAACAACUUCAUAUCGGAACACCAGGACAGUGUAUAAUGCCAUAUUACAGACAUGGCGGAUUUCGCUCCUAAAGAUACUCGCACCACUUCGUUGUCAUCCACCGAGAAAAAGAGAACUAGAGUCCAGCUGUCUUGUACAGCCUGCAGAAGCCGGAAACUUAAAUGCUGUCGCACAUAUCCGUGCACGAACUGCAAGAAGAGAGGUGAAGCCCUCUCCUGCACCUUUGUCGGUCGGGGUCCUCGUGGGAGGACUUCGCAUGGCCGGACGAGUCCAACUCUUGUCCAGGACCGUCUGCAGCAUCUCGAGAAUCUGAUUCUAUCAUUGACGCAGAAAAAGAGCCUGGCAGAAAGCCAUGUUAUUCAUAGGCCAGAAGGACAUGAUGGGCCAGCGACGAGCAGGAGAACUGACGCCGGAGUAAUCCCAAGGACGUCUUCUACUAGCACGGGCUUCGAGCCUAAGGAGUCCCCUCUAGACCCGUCUAGUAAGCUGGUAGUGGAAAAUACUGGAACGAGUUACAUUGACGGUGCUCACUGGACUGCCAUACUCGAGGAAAUUAACGGCGUUCGGGAGUACUUGCAAGAAGGCAAUGAUAUUUCAGAUGACGAAGCGCUUGACGACGGUCACCUCAAUACGCCUUCACCAACUCUUCUAUUAGGAUUGAACAAAGCAAUGAGCAAAGAAGACUUAUUAGCCGACGUUCCGCCACGGCCGGUAACAGAUCGACUCAUAGCACAAUUCAUCAAUAGCAAAGAACCCGUGUUACCCACAAUUCAUAUUCCCACUUUUCAAAAGGAGUACAAUCUGUUCUGGUCAAUACCACAGGCUACGUCUCUCUCGUGGCUAGCAUUCUUGUAUGCUGUUCUUACACUGUCAAUUACUAUUCAACAACGUCUGGGGGAGCCCUUACCGGUCUACCUAGGGGACUCCGGGGACAUCAUUAGUACCUUCAGGAAGCGAACCGCACAGUGCCUUGUCCAGUCAAAUUACACGCAGCCUGGCAAGUUUAAGGUCGAGGCGCUUUUCUAUUAUACAUUAGGAGAAUUUUAUCGAAGCAAUGAUGCUCAAGUCAGCGUAUCCUUCCUCCUUGGGCUCACUAUUAGGUUAGCGAUGCGGACGGGGUAUCAUCGCGAUCCGGGCCAUUUUCCCAGCAUUUCCGUUUAUGAAGGUGAAAUGAGGAGACGUGUGUGGGCGACUAUGCGCCAACUAGACACCUUAAUCUCGUUUCAAGUUGGUCUGCCACGGACGAUACAGGACUGGCAAGAUGAUGUCGAACUGCCACGCAAUAUAUGCGAUGAAGACUUUAACGAAGGAACUACGCAUCUGCCACCAUCGCGACCCGAGUCUGAACUCACUACUACGUCCUAUAUUCGGGCGAAAUCGAGAAUCAUGGGUGUGUUUGGCAAAAUCUCAGAUCUUGCAUAUUCGCGGGAAGCCGUAACCUACGACGAAAUUCUUGAGAUUGACCGUCAAUUGGAGGAAGCCUAUGGCCUGGUUCCUUUUAACUUUCGAAUACGGCCAGUAGAUCAAUCAUUCGCAGACCCAUCGGAUCUGAUUCUCCGGCGAUACACAUUGGAACUAUUGUAUCAAAAAGCUCGCUGUGUGCUCCACCGACGUUAUUUAGGUGAAGUCCACAGUAAUCUCCGGUAUGCAUAUUCGAGAUGGGUUUGCAUGAGUGCAUCCAAGGAGAUACUCCGUCACCAAGCAGACUUGCACCAUGAAACUCAACCAGGAGGGAUCUUAUAUCGCGACAGGCAAUUCCCAAAUUCACUCCAGUAUGCUGAUUAUCUGCUUGCUGCGAUGAUAAUCUGUCUAGAGUUGUCCUAUGAUCCUCCGAGGGAGCCGAUCAUGAACAGCGAUGUAACGGUCGUUAUCAAAGGACGCGAAGACCUUCUAACUAGUUUAGAAAUGUCCCAUCAAAUUUUUGAGCAGAGUCGCCGACGAUCGAUGGAUGCACAGAAGGCAUAUGCUGCGUUGACAAUCAUGCUUCGCAGGGUUAAGAAAGGGGGUAUGAGUACAGCAGAACCGAUUAAAGGACUGGCAGCUGGCAACUCAGAUGACCGACCGGUUGAUACGCACACCGCUCCGCCUCCAUCGUAUGAAAGCUUGAGCGCGGCAAACGCACCAUACUCCAUUUCUACGUCAAGCGAGAGACUCGGGCUGGAUGUAGUAGAACCUUCUUUCACAUCUCUGGACGUGAUCGAAGGGAUGCUUGAUGCUCCUUCUAAUAUCGACUGGCAUUUGUGGGACGAACAAGUUCAGCGUCCCGCACAGCCUUCAAGGAACAACAACCUUUGGUAUCCUGAUCCUGCGUUUAGUGGUAUCGUAGAUAGUAACUCGCAGUAGUGACAUGGGACACUCAACGGAACAGGCGAUCGUAAUGAUUUUUGCUCGAAAAGGACAUCACUCAAUUAAAAGGCAGUAUCUCAUGCUAUCAUCAUACAUAGUUCGCUAUUCCUUAUAUAGUUCUGUUUGAAGACCCUCGG
Messenger RNA from Aspergillus caelatus, 2654 nucleotides. RefSeq names its product putative C6 transcription factor. The record is from RefSeq and is a predicted model, not a curated record. Gene Ontology annotation, biological process: DNA-templated transcription; regulation of DNA-templated transcription. Bases 223 to 2514 code for a protein of 763 amino acids. Gene Ontology annotation, cellular component: nucleus. Gene Ontology annotation, molecular function: zinc ion binding; DNA-binding transcription factor activity, RNA polymerase II-specific; DNA binding. The transcript is spliced from 7 exons. NCBI's taxonomy places the organism in Eukaryota, Fungi, Ascomycota, Eurotiomycetes, Eurotiales, Aspergillaceae.